Molecule: messenger RNA, 7557 nt
Organism: Cladophialophora carrionii CBS 160.54
Lineage: Eukaryota; Fungi; Ascomycota; Eurotiomycetes; Chaetothyriales; Herpotrichiellaceae
Exons: 13
Coding region: 1-7557 (2518 amino acids)
Biological process (GO): secondary metabolite biosynthetic process; fatty acid biosynthetic process
Molecular function (GO): oxidoreductase activity; phosphopantetheine binding; fatty acid synthase activity
Source: RefSeq, a predicted model, not a curated record
AUGGCCAUCAAACAGGAGCCUUACAUCAACGGACACCAUCCCGUGCCAGAGACCAAUGGCUGGCACUCGUCGGAUACUAGCAAUGGCCAUGCCGGCUUGGACACAGAACAUCCAGUACGCACCGCAGAACCCAUUGCGAUCACGGGCAUUGGCCUGCGAUUACCAGGAGCAAUCCAUGACACUACCAAAUUCUGGGAUUUCUUGAUGAACAAAGGCAGUGGAAGAUGCAGAGUUCCUGCAGAUCGCUACAACAUCGAUUCGUUCUAUUUUCCGGGCAAGAUGGGCCAUACCAAUACCAAGUAUGGGUACUUUCUGGAUGACCUCGACCUCGCCACUAUCGAUCCAUCAUUCUGGACGAUGACUAAGAAGGAAAUCGAAGUCAUGGAUCCCCAACAGCGUCUGCUUCUAGAAGUGGUGCAUGAAGCUUUGGAGAAUGCUGGUGUGGUCAAUACCAGAGACCAGAAGAUCGGCUGCUACGUUGGCGUCUUCGGUGAAGAUUGGCCAGACCUGCAGUCGAGAGAUGAUCACAAUUCCGGUCUAUACCGUAUCAGUGGCUACGGGGACUUUGCCCUAUCGAAUCGAGUAUCAUACGAAUUCGGUUUUACCGGGCCUAGUGUGACAAUUCGGACGGCGUGCUCCUCGUCUCUGACUGGUCUUUACGACGCUUGUCAGGCGAUCUAUGCCGGAGAGUGCUCAUCCGCCAUUGUGGGCGGAACUAACUUGAUCAUGACUCCCAACAUGACAGUGGCGAUGACCGAGCAAGGUGUCAUAUCCCCAACGGGCUCUUGCAAAUCAUUCGAUGCUUCGGCAGAUGGCUAUGCUAGAGGCGAAGCUAUAAAUGCUAUAUACAUCAAGAAACUAUCCGAUGCUAUUCGAGACAAAGACCCGGUACGCGCUGUCAUACGCUCUGCGUGUAUCAAUUCGGACGGGAAGACUGCCGGCCUGUCGUAUCCGAGUUCCAAGGCGCACGAGGCUCUCAUUCGCCGCAGUCAUGUGGUCGCAGGACUAUCUGACUUUAGUCAAACAGCCAUGAUAGAGUGUCACGGUACAGGCACUCUUGUCGGGGAUCCACUUGAAGCGGGUGCCGUUGCGAACGUUUUUGGCCAGACUGGUAUUCUCAUCGGCUCGGUCAAAUCCAAUCUGGGCCAUAGCGAAGGGGCGUCAGGCUUGACUGGUGUCAUCAAGAUGAUACUAGCUCUUGAGCACCGAACAAUUCCUCCAAACAUCAAUUUCAAAACACCUAAUCCGAAGAUACCCUUCGAAAGCGCGCGCCUGCGUGUGCCUGUCGAAGCCGAGCCUUGGCCAGAAGACAAGGCCGAGAGAGUUGGUGUGAACUCCUUUGGAAUUGGAGGAGCCAAUGCUCAUGUCCUCCUUGAGUCAGCGGCAUCCAAUGGCGCAUUGCAAAAGCCGGCUCCGUCGAAGACUGAUUGCUUCAAGCUCUUGGUGUUUUCCGCCACCCAUGCUGCCUCGGUCCGUGACAACAUCCACAACAUGGAAGAGUAUUUGAAGGAGAGGCCCCGUCUCGCGCAGAAUCUCGCCUAUACGUUGGGCUGCCGCCGGCAGACUUUCUCGCAGCGAGCAUUUGCAGUCGUGAGUCCGACCAACGAGCUCGAAAUCUCACCCGUCAAGCGAGCCCAGCAGUGUUCCGCGUUUGUCUUUGUCUUCACGGGUCAGGGUGCCCAAUAUGCGGAGAUGGGCAAAAGUCUGUUGGUCUCGAAUUCCGCAUUCGCUACCUCGAUCCAGCAGCUCGACGAGGCGUUGAAAAUCGUCGAUCCGGAAAUCUCCUGGAGCCUUACUGAGGAGGUCUUGAAACCCAAGGAACUUUCCAGGCUUGCGGAAGCUCAAUUCUCCCAACCAGUCUGUACCGCUCUUCAGAUUGCCCUCGUUGACUUACUCCACUCAAUGGGAAUAAUUCCCACUGCCGUGGUUGGCCAUUCCUCUGGAGAAAUAGCAGCGGCUUACGCUUGCGGGGCUCUGACUGCUCGGGAAGCGAUCAUGGUCUCCUACCACCGUGGACUGAUUGCUGCUGAAGCGGAGAGUAUUGGUACGGGUGGAAUGUUGGCUGUUGGUCUUGGUAAAAAGGCCGCCUCGAGGUUUCUGCGGCCCGGUGUCGAGGUCGGCUGCGAAAACAGUCCUGAAAGUGUAACACUGACAGGGAUCGACAGUGAACUCGAAGAGACAGCCGCAGAGAUUCGCGCGGAAUAUCCUGAGAUCUUGGUGCGGCGUCUGCGAGUCAAUUGUGCAUAUCAUUCAGCACAAAUGAAAAGGUUUGAAUCGAAGUACCUGGCCAGCAUGGAAGCCUCGGGCAUCGAACCGAAAUCCGUUCGAGCUGCCUUCUAUUCGACGGUCGCAGGACAUCAGCUUGACAACGGUGAAGAGCUCAAGGCAUCAUACUGGUGCCGGAAUCUUAAAUCCCCAGUCUUGUUCAACACCACCGUCGCAGGACUUCUUGAGAAUGUGCCUCCUCACACAACCUUUCUUGAAAUUGGGCCACAUUCGGCACUCGCCGGACCGCUACGUCAAAUCGCGACUCACGCAGCCAAAAGCAUGAACUACGUCCCGACUCUAGUGCGGAACCUGGAUGCACAUGCUGCUUUCCUUCGUACGGCGGGGGCUCUGUUCCAAAUGGAUAUUCCGAUGAACCUGUCUCCCGUCAUCGGUGUCGGACAGGUACUGACUGAUCUACCAACCUAUGCUUGGCACCAUGAAGGCAGAUAUUGGCUAGAAUCCCGUCAGAUGAAAGGAUAUCGGAUGCGACAAUUCCCGUACCACGACUCCUUGGGACUCCGAGUUGAGGAUGCCAACGACCUGGAACCCACGUGGCGCAAUGUGGUACGUAUAGCGGAUGUUCCCUGGAUAAGAGACCAUGACAUACUUGGAGAACUGGUAUUUCCAGGGGCGGGAUAUGUCUCCAUAGCAGGAGAGGCUAUCCGACAACUCACAGGAUCCACGGACUUUAGCGUUCGCAACGUCAACAUCAUUACGGCCAUGGUGAUGGACGAAAUGGCGCCAACCGAGAUCAUUACACAAUUUCGACCUGCCAGACUCACCACCACGCUCAACUCCAACUGGUAUGACUUUACAGUAGCUUCAUACCGCAACGGGGUGUGGACACGAAACUGCACCGGCCAGGCCCGAGCAGGGCGGGAAUUCGACUUGGAACUUCCACACCCGGUGCCCGGCGCCAGAAUGGUAGAGCCAGCGGUAUGGUAUCGAGUCAUGAAGAGAUUCGGGUUCAACUACGGCCCACGCUUCCGUGGAUUAAAGAACAUCACGGCCAGCGUCUCUGAGAACAAGGCUACGGCAGAUGUCGACAACUUCAUUGACAAGUUGGAAACUCGAUACGCGUUCCAUCCCUGCACCAUCGACUACAUAUUCCAGCUAUUUAGCGUUGCGGCAAGACGUGGAAUACCUCGUUUGUUUGACUAUCUUGCUGUGCCGACCUACAUCGAAGAGCUCUACAUCAGUCCGCCCACGUCAACUGUUAGCGUUCAGACGACCGCCAAUGCCAGAGACAAAGGAGCCUUCUCUGGCGACGCAGUAGGCUACUGUGGCGACAAGCUCGUCUUCCAUGUGAAGAACAUCCGGCUCUCCCAGCUCACUGACGGAGAAGAAGUCCGGGGAGUUGACCCGCACGCGGGAUCGCAGAUUGUAUGGAAGCCUGAUAUUGACUAUGUGGAUGUCGGCACCCUGAUGCGCCCGCAGAACGAUCCUUCGGUUGAAAACUUCGUCUUGGAGGAGCUUGCUCUUACAUGCAUGGUUGAAACAGAGUCUCGCCUGAGGCACCUUACGACAUCGCAGCCUCAUUUUGUACGCUUCUACGACUGGUUGAAGGCGCAACGAGCGCGAGCUGAGACAAACUCUUACGACAAUGUUCCCAACAGCGCCGCGAUAGUCGAAAUGUCCGCGGAUGAACGAGUCGCUCACGUUGCCCAACUUCUUGCGAACCCCCUGUUGGGACACGGCAAAACGAUGGCCACCGCCAUAUAUCGCAUCUUCGAGGCUGCCGUUCCUAUCUUUGAAGGAAAGACAAAUCCCAUUGAUUUGCUUCUGAAAGACGAUGUCCUUGCGGAUACUUAUGCUUAUGGUCAACGCUGCUGCGACUAUGGCGACUUCCUGAAGGUCUUGGGGCAUUCACGGCCCAACAUGAAGAUCCUCGAGAUCGGAGCAGGUACUGGGGGCAUGACAUCCACGAUAUUACCACUGCUUAAGAAUGAGAACGGCGACCGGCUGUAUGGGUCUUAUACCUACACCGACAUAUCUGCCGGGUUCUUCGUCUCGGCGAAAGAGCGCUUUCAAUCCUUCGACAAGAUAAGCUUCAAUAUCCUCGAUAUUUCAGCAAAUCCACUAAUGCAAGGAUUUGAGAAAGGACAUUACGAUUUGAUAGUGGCCUCCAAUGUGCUUCACGCCACCCCGGACUUACACCAGACCUUGCUAAAUGUCGGAGCUUUGCUGAAGCCCAACGGCAAACUUUUCUUGCAGGAGCUGUCUCCCAUCACAAAAUGGAUCAACUACGUUAUGGGAGUUCUUCCCGGUUGGUGGCUGGGUGAAGCCGAUAAUCGUCCCGACGAGCCCUAUGUUGGCGCGGAUCGCUGGGAUCUGGAACUCAAAAAGGCAGGCUUCGUCGGAGCAGAAUCAGUUGUGCACGACGGUCAUUUCAACGCACAUAUCGUGAGCCGGCUACAGGAGACGUGGCUGAACGUCCAGCCCAGGAUAUCUCUUCUUCGCAACCGCUCUCAUUGCCCGCCUGCGGAUUCUUUGACCGACUAUCUGCAGGCGCAUGGCUAUCAGGUUGAAGUCGUCCAUCUGGGUGACAAGAUUCCCAGCGGCCAGCCAAUCGUCUCUGUCCUCGACCUGGACGGUCCCUUUGUCCAUGCGUGGGACGCUCUGGCAUACGAAGAAUUCCGGCAAUUGCUGUGGGAGCUGGAUGGAAGCCCGAUGCUGUGGAUCACACAGUCAUGUCAGGUCCUUUGCAAAGACCCGCGCUAUGCUCCAAUCCUUGGCCUCGCGCGUACGAUCAGAAAUGAACUGUCGCUGAACUUUUUCACUCUCGAGCUCGACUCCUUCGACGAUGCCGCGUGGGCAGCAACCACCCAUGUCAUUUCGAAAGCGAGUCAACCGUCUUUUGACGCAGAGCUGGACGCGACGACCGAAUUCGCAUACGCUUCGGGUCAUCUUCUGGUCGGCAAAUUCAAUCCCGUGGUUGUCGGAGACCAGCUCACCACGCGGGGCCUCAAAGAUUCUGUCAAGCAAUUCAACAUCGGCAAGCGAGGGUUUUUGCAGACUCUCGGUUGGCGGCCACAAGGAGAUAUACAGAGACCAUCUGACUGGGUCGAAAUUGAUACCCGUGCAGUAGGCCUGAAUUUCAAGGACGUUCUCAUCGCAAUGGGCAUCGUUGACGGGCAGUCAUUAGGCGUCGAAUGUGCCGGAGUCGUACGAGCUGCCGCACCAGGCGUCACACAUCUCACCAAAGGGGACCGUGUCAUCGUCUUCGGUGGUGGCUGUUUCAGCUCGACUCUGGUCACCAGUGCACGUCUGUGUGCGAAGAUGGCACCGAAGCUUGACUUUGUCGAAGCCGCAGCCCUACCCUGCGUGUUUGCGACGGUGAUAUACUCGCUCCUGGAUGUGGCACGGUUAAGAGCAGGCCAGACGGUUCUCAUUCAUUCGGCUUGUGGCGGCAUCGGACUUGCAGCAAUUCAAAUUUGCAGAAUGGUCGGAGCAAAAAUCUUUUGUACAGUCGGCAGUCCUGGAAAGGUCGAGUACUUGACCAAGACAGUUGGCGUACCAGAGGAACGGAUCUUCAAUUCCCGCGAUAAUACCUUCCUGCGCGACAUCAUGUCCGCCACGCAAGGUCGGGGCGUCGACGUGGUCCUCAACUCCUUGUCAGGUGAACUGCUACACGCUUCUUGGAAAUGUGUUGCAGAGUUCGGCGUCAUGGUUGAGAUUGGCAAGCGAGAUUUCAUCGGCAAGGGCAAGCUUGCAAUGGACCUGUUCGAAUCGAAUCGAUCCUUCGUGGGAGUCGACUUUGGCCAGAUCUGUCUGGAGCGGCCUGAGAUCACCCAAAAUCUGCUGGAGCGUUUGAUGGAUUACUACGAGCAGGGACAUAUCAGUCCCGCGCCCAUCACCAAGUUCGAAGCUGCAACCGCGGAGCAGGCGUUUCGUUUCAUGCAAAAGGGAAGUCACAUCGGGAAGAUUGUGGUCGCGAUGCCCAAAAAUGUCGAAGAUAUUCCUGUGACUCCUGCAGUUGUGCCACCGAAAUUCCGUGCCGACGGCUGCCACAUAAUCAUUGGAGGUCUCGGGGGUCUCGGUCGCUCCGUCAGCUCUUGGAUGGUCAUGCAUGGCGCUCGACACUUGGUCAUGUUCUCGAGGUCUGCAGGCCGUCCUGGAGACCAUGACAAAUACAUCCAAGAACUUCGGGCCCAGGGGGUCAGGCUAGACUUGAUCUCGGGGGACGUUACGGAUCCUGCCAGCGUCGACGCCAUGAUCGCAGGCUUGGACACAAACGUCGCUGGAGUGAUGCAAGCGUCUAUGGUCUUGAAGGACGUUGCCUUCCCAGAAAUGACUUUUGACGAUUGGCAGACAGCAGUGCUCCCGAAGAUCCAGGGAACAUGGAACUUACAUCACUCGAUGGAACGGCACAAUCGACAAACGCUGGACUAUUUCGUCUUGUUUAGUUCAUGGUCCGGCCUGGUGGGCCAUUGGGGCCAGGCGAAUUACGCGGCGGGCAAUACGUUCCUCGACGCCUUUGUGCAGUAUCGCCACACGCUGAAACUGCCCUGCUCAGCCAUCAACAUCGGCCUUAUGGAGGACAUUGGCUAUGUCUCGCGCAAUGAGCAUAUUCUGGAGCACUUCCGUUCGACGGCCACCCAUGCGCUGCAAGAGCAGAACCUUCUCGACACGAUCCAGUACAUGAUCGACCAGUCGCUGCCUGCCAACAACGACCGGCUCACCGAGGACCAUGGCUUCACCAGUGCCGGACAGGUGUGCAUCGGUCUCCGCACCACACUCCCGCUGAACUCGCCGGCAAACCGCACAGUCUGGAAGCGAGAUCCCCGGAUGGCGAUCUAUCACAACCUUUCGAUCUCCAGCGGCGAUGGAAGUGGCUCCGGCAGUGCCGAAGACGAAGCUCUCAAACAGUUCCUGCUCACCGCCAACGCUACGCCAGCUGUCUUGUCGCAGCCUCCCGCUGCCGAAUUCCUCGCAAAGGAAAUCGGGCGCACCUUGUUUGGAUUCAUGCUCCGAGACCUAGAAGACAUGGAUCUGGCCGUGUCGCUCGCCUCCACAGGCGUUGACUCGCUCGUGGCCAUCGAGCUGCGUAACUGGUUCCGGCUCAAGCUUGGCGUCGAUGUGACCGUGCUGGAGAUCCUGGGCGGCGCCAGUCUCGGAGACCUCGGCCGUAUGUCGGCGGAGCGCAUGGUCCUGAAAAAGGCGGCAGCACAUGCCACCGACGGAGCGUCCGGCCCUGAUGCUCAAGAGGCGGCAGAGGAGGUGGGUAAUAGCAAGGCUGUUGAAGAGGAAUCUAUCCGCGACCGAUACCUGAACAUGAAGGCGCCGUAA